Trachemys scripta elegans is the source of this 408-nucleotide messenger RNA. RefSeq names its product zona pellucida sperm-binding protein 3-like. Gene Ontology annotation, cellular component: extracellular matrix. The record is from RefSeq and is a predicted model, not a curated record. Gene Ontology annotation, molecular function: acrosin binding. Gene Ontology annotation, biological process: positive regulation of acrosome reaction; egg coat formation; binding of sperm to zona pellucida. The transcript has 4 exons. The coding region runs from base 1 to 408 and encodes 135 amino acids. Lineage: Eukaryota; Metazoa; Chordata; Testudines; Emydidae.
AUGAUUGCCAAAGCUUGCCUUGCAGAGGACUGGAGCACUGAGAGACCAUCCAAUGGAUUCCAGCUGGGGGAAGUCAUGCCUAUCCAAGCUGAUGUCAGCACUGGGAACCAUGUGGCUUUGAGGUGCUGUGUGGCCACUCUGAGCCCAGACAGGGACUCCUCCCCCUGCUAUGCUGUCAUUGACUUCAAUGGCUGCCUGGUGGAUGGGAGAUCAGGUGACAUCCCCUCAGCCUUCAUAUCCCCCAGGUCCAGACAGGACACACUGCAGUUCAUGGUGGAUGUGUUCAGGUUUGCAGGAGAUGCAAGAAAUUUGAUUUAUAUCACCUGCUAUCUGAAAGUCACUGCAGCUGAGCAAGCCCCAGAUUCCUGGAACAAGAUUUGUUCCUUCAACAAAGCAGGCAACAUGUGA